Sungouiella intermedia is the source of this 1221-nucleotide messenger RNA. The record is from the annotation of a GenBank genome assembly. NCBI's taxonomy places the organism in Eukaryota, Fungi, Ascomycota, Pichiomycetes, Serinales, Metschnikowiaceae.
AUGACGAUGGAUAUCUCUGAAAAUGAAGUCAAGUACUUAAACUCCACGUUGCAGACCCAUGUUGUCACAUAUAGAACCGCUGCUCGAGAUUUGAACAUGCAUGUGUCCAAGUCCAAACAGAUGCUUUACGACUACUACAAUCUGAAUAAGUCGACGGUGACCGCGUCGUUCAUCGUCACGGGAACGCGUCUGGGCACCACCAUUGUUCAGAUGUUUCAGAAUGAGGACGAUUUUGCCUUACAGAGGGACCAAUUUGAUGACAUCCGCACUGUCCAUGUGUAUUGCUUGACGUUGGUCAAGAAUCACCCUCUGACUAGUGAGAUAGCCAUGGAGGAUCUGAGACACCCGGUUGAUUUGGGGGAUUUGGACCGGUAUUACGCCUUGGGACUUACGAAGGGAACAGAUCUCGCUCAUGUCGAGCAGGUUGACAAAAAAUCGCUGCAAAAAAAGUCACAACUGAAGGAGGAGAACAAGGUGCCUCAAAAGACCAUGGCCAUGGCCAGCACGACUGGUCCCGUAGAGCCAAAGCCCAAACCAAAGUUAGAGUAUACGUCCAGAAAGGAAAAGACCAAAACUCCAAGUCUCAUCUCCAAUUACGUGUCAAGAAAAGGCGAAUCAAAGUCAUCAGUUCCAGCCAAGAGGGAAGCAUCAUUACUGGAAGAAUCUUCCAAACCUGCUUCAAAACCAGCUUACCAAUAUAAAUCUCGGAAAGUGGAGCAGUCGCAGCCCAAAGAACGUGUUGUUAUUUCCAGUAUGGUUGACGAUGACAUGGAUGUGGAUUCUGUUUCCGAAUCUGUCCCACAACCCACGAACCCUACUGUUUCUACGAACCUCAGCAACCUCUUCUUAGACGAUUUGAGUGAUUUCAGCGACGACACGAAAGACGACGCUGAAGAGGAGCCAAUUGUGGUAGAAAAUACUGAGGAAGAGGCUCCGCAACCUUCAGAAGCUGCACAGGCAGCUCAGGUACCCGAAGAUUCUAUUUUUCGCAAGAUGGUCAACUCAGCAUCACAGACACCACGGUCACCUACUCCUCCUCCAGUGACUACUGUUGAUGAGGACGGAUACAUCACCACGUAUCGAUCUAAAGAAAAAGAGCCAAAAGAACCUAAAGAAAAGAAAGCUCCCGUACGUGCACCAAUUGCCAGGCCAAAUACUGAAAAGAAGGGGGACGGAAAGAAAAAGCAGGCAUCAUUGAUGAGUUUCUUUGGCAAGCGGUAG